AUGCUCUUCGGCAAAACACUCAUUACUCUCCUGGUCAGCGCGACCAUCACCGCCAUCGCCGCUCCCGUGGACACCACCACCACCAUCACCAACCCAUUCAAUGCCCUAGCCGACCGAACCAGCAAAUCCCACACCACCACCUCCAAUACCGGCACUUCAAGUAACCCCUUCGCCAACAUCAAAGCCUCGACAUCCACCUGGGAAAGGGCCGCCAAACUCUGCAAAGAAGGCUACUCGAAGCGCGACCUCGACCUCCACGUCCGCACCAACAGCUGGCCCCCAGAGACACCCUCGGGGUUCAACAAGGUCGACAUGGGCGAAAUCAAAGGCGCCUUGGCCCCCAAGGGUCUGUGGACGUACGGCCUGGUGACUUGCAUUGGGCUGGGGGUUACAGGCACCCAGAAAGACGCAACCAAGGACGCGCGGAUUCUGAUGCACCUGCCGUCUACGAAGAAGUCGCUGGAGGAGAGAUGGGGUGAUUUGCUGAAACUGGUUGAAGAGGCUGGGAUGACGGAUAUGGAAGGGUGGAUGAGUAUCCCGGACACGGAGAAUCAGGUUCCGUCUGGAUGGAGUGCGGACCUGAAGGAACUGACGGAGGAGGUCGCGGAGGCGGCCGAGUGGGGGCUCAAACAGGUCAUUGGGAAGACUCCGAAGGUGGUGAAGAGGCCCAUGGCGCUGGCGAUUGCGCAUACCCUGCCGCAUGGGACGAUGCAGAUUGAUAAGGAGAAUAAGGUGGAGAUUGAUGGGGUGGAGUAUACGCAGUAG
Messenger RNA from Aspergillus sclerotioniger CBS 115572, 765 nucleotides. RefSeq lists its product as uncharacterized. The record is from RefSeq and is a predicted model, not a curated record. The transcript has a single exon. NCBI's taxonomy places the organism in Eukaryota, Fungi, Ascomycota, Eurotiomycetes, Eurotiales, Aspergillaceae. Bases 1 to 765 code for a protein of 254 amino acids.